AUGGCUUCUACACCACCGCCUGCACCGGCCACUGGUGUGGAGGAAGAUGGCCUGUCCAUCCCCGUCAUUGACUUCUCCCUCUUCCUACAUGGAGAUGAGAGCUCCAAGCAGAGCACCGCCAAGGCAAUGCUUAAUGCAUUUCAGAAAAGCGGGUUCCUCUAUCUCUCAAAUUCGGGAAUCUCGCCAGAAACCGUCAAGACCGUGUUUAUUCAGUCAGCCAAGUUCUUUGAUCGCCCCGAAGAGGAGAAAGAUGCCCUUGCGUGGGACCGGCCGGAGUCAAACAGAGGUUAUGUCGCAUUUGGACGGGAGAAGGUGACACAAGCUACUGACCCUGAGGAGAUCAAACGCCUUCGGGCAAGUAAUCCUGACUAUAAGGAAACCUUGGAAAUCGGUAGAGAAGGUGUCGAAGGAUCGCCAAAUCACUGGCCCGAUUACGAUGAACCCGGCAAGGAGUUCACGAAGGUCAUGAAAGCAUUCCACCUGACGUGCAAAAAUCUCCACAUCCAGUUCAUGCGCGCCAUCGCCGUGGGUAUGGGAUUUCCGGAGACCUUCUUUGAUGAAUACACCAAGGGCGGAGACAAUAACCUACGCUUGCUACACUACCCUCAGCUCCUCAAGUCUGUCUUCAAGGACAACACGGAGGCGGUCAGGGCGGGCCACCAUUCGGACUACGGCUCGGUCACUUUGCUAUUUCAAGAUGCUGUUGGUGGCUUGGAAGUCAAGUCGCCACAGAACACCUGGGUCCGGGCAACGCCCGUCCCCGAUACAAUUGUGAUCAAUGCAGGAGACUUACUGGCGAGAUGGAGCAAUGAUACGAUCAAAAGCACCAACCAUAGGGUCGUGCAACCACCUUGUGAGCCAGAAAGUGACAUGUAUCCUGAACGAUACAGUGUGGCAUAUUUCUGCAACCCAGACUUUGACAAGCUCAUCGAAGCACUGCCGGGGACGUAUGCUACUGAUGCUGACAAGAAGUACCCAGCGAUAAAUAGCGGAAACUAUCUGACUCAGAGACUGGCGGCUACCUAUUGA
Messenger RNA from Capronia coronata CBS 617.96, 1029 nucleotides. RefSeq lists its product as uncharacterized. Bases 1 to 1029 code for a protein of 342 amino acids. The transcript has 2 exons. NCBI's taxonomy places the organism in Eukaryota, Fungi, Ascomycota, Eurotiomycetes, Chaetothyriales, Herpotrichiellaceae. The record is from RefSeq and is a predicted model, not a curated record. Gene Ontology annotation, molecular function: dioxygenase activity.